Molecule: messenger RNA, 2320 nt
Organism: Anarrhichthys ocellatus (wolf-eel)
Lineage: Eukaryota; Metazoa; Chordata; Actinopteri; Perciformes; Anarhichadidae
Product: catechol O-methyltransferase domain-containing protein 1
Exons: 7
Coding region: 357-1130 (257 amino acids)
Molecular function (GO): O-methyltransferase activity; S-adenosylmethionine-dependent methyltransferase activity
Source: RefSeq, a predicted model, not a curated record
UGCAGCUACGGGUGUGUUUUAUGUCUCAGCUCUGCACGAUAUUUGUUAUUCAUAUCAAGAGGAGUUUGUCUAGUUAAAUCUGCAUUCGACUCAUCACCUUUUUUCGUGCGAUUAGCUUUAGUUAAGAGUCGCUAACACACAACAGCAGCAAUAGUCGAAUGGUGGUAGCUACACUUAUACAAUACACCGUAAGAAACGCAACAGAAGUGUCCAUACUGGUCAAAGCGAUUUCAUCAGGGCGGCGCUUCGCCUCUAUUAGCAGUAUUACGGUACAGCGCUAAAUCAACACGGAAGAGCUUUAGCUGGCUGGGAUCACGUUUAUUGUCGUGUGGUAAACGCAGUUGUCGUUUUAAAUCAUGUCUUUUCGGAGCAUUUCUAAAGAGGCACUGGCUGGAUCCAUCACACUGGGAGUUGUGUUGCUCGCCGGUUAUUUCUUUGGGAAAAAGAAAUCUUCCAGAAUGAGCAUCUCCAAAAGUCACUGCGGUGGGAAAGACGACCCGCUGCUGCAGUACGUUCUCAAUAACUCCUUGAGGGAGCAUCCGGCCCUGAAGAAACUCAGACUGAGGACAAUGGAACACUCCUGGAACAUCAUGAUGGUCGCCUGUGAGCAGUCGCAGUUCAUGGCCAAUCUGGCAAAACUAAUCAAAACCAAGAAAGCCUUAGAGAUCGGAGUAUACACAGGUUACAACACGCUGAGCAUCGCACUGACUUUGCCCGACGAUGGCGUUCUGGUGGCGUGCGACGUCAGUGAAGACUACGCCGAGAUUGGCAAACCCUUCUGGAAAGAGGCUGGAGUGGAGCAGAAAAUUGAUCUACGCAUACAGCCGGCACUGAAAACUCUAGAUGAUCUCUUGUCAGAUGGCCAGGCUGAAACAUUUGACUUUGUCUUUAUUGACGCAGACAAAGUCAACUAUGACAACUACUACGAAAAGUCUCUCCAGUUGUUGAGGAAAGGGGGAAUCAUUGCUAUUGACAAUGUGCUGUGGGGUGGAAAGGUGUUGAAUCCGACCCCCGGGGAUGAAGACACUGUGGCCAUCGACAAGCUGAACAAGAAGUUGCACCGAGAUGCUCGAAUCAACCUGAGCAUGCUCACAGUGGGAGAUGGGCUCACACUAGCUAUUAAACUAUAGGCCAGACGUCUGCUAAGUGCAGUGAGUCAUGGGCUUUGGAAGGUAACUCUGUUUGUCCUUUUUUUUUUAAGUUAGGUGAACUUUUAUAUGAGAAAUGUGACGGUAGCUAAAACAUGUAAUAUCCUCAUUGGUUUUACAGUUACAAGGAAAAGUUUGAAUGAAAUAGUGAAGACAUUUGAUUAAAAAAAAAAAAAAAAACACUGCCCAUGUCACUUGUUUUUGUCGUGCAUACUUAUUGAUUUCGUAAUAGUCUCCAUGCUGUGUAACUCUAGUGUUGUGUAAUCACAAGAGAGGAUAGCGGUUGACUUCAGGACUUUAUUGCAAAGGUUAGACACACACACCAACACACUUCCUGACUAGUGUCACAGUCCUCAGAAAUGGGAAGAAAAGUAGAGGAUUCACUCUUGAUAUUCUUUCACUCAAGUCACUGAGAAAACUAAAAAUCCAUUUAGCAUCGUCUUGCAACUUAGAAGGUAUUCAAAGUAGCGGAGGUCUCUAAAUCAUCACACAGCAUAAUUAAGCCUCUAGAAAGAUAAGUGAAGACGAGCCACUACAUUGGCCUCGAUCUCGAUAAGCAUGAUUUGUUGGAGUAAACCCUCCAACGGGUAGACCAUCACUACUAAAAUACAAAUAAAAUGUGCAAAUAAAACAAAGGAGGAAGAGCUUAAAUAAAGAUAUAAUCUACUGUGCAAAUUAACAGCUCAGAUUUACAUUCUACAAUAUCACACUUCAGCAAAGUAACAAGGUUUUGGUUUUGAAAACCGUUCCAUGAUGCACCCGGAGGAGGGUUCACUAUCGAGGAUAAACUGGAAGUAACUGAUAAAUACACAGGAUUUGAAACAUGACUAGUUACUGUCACAACAAUAAAAAGGGGGCUGGUGUCAUGGUUUCUAUUUUAACAGUGCUCGACAACUGGGGGAUUGUGUUUUUAUUUUUGUUUUGGCUUCGCCUCUUUAAAAUAUCUGUUGCUGACAAGACGGGAACACAAAGGAUCAGAUUCAGCUGAGAUUUCUCGUCCUACUUUGAAAAGGCCGAGCAGAUCCUCAUGCCUCCAGCUCCAGGCCCAGGCCAAGUUUGUGACCACCGGCAUUGAUGUUCUUCCCGUCCACCAGUGCAGAGAGGAGGAGUUUCAUACCUGAAAUACAAAAAAUGAAUGAGUUAUUGAAGGAAAACUCUUGUGUUUUUAAAAU